AUGUCUAACGUCUGUUUGCGUGGUUUGGUGGCGCGUGGGUUCACACAGGACGUUAAAACAACUGCUGAAAGCUUCAAGACCUGGGACACAUGCAUGGACAACAAAACAUGCAAGAUCGUGGCUAUCGUAGGUAUAGUAUUGGCAUGUAUCGUAGCGAUAUGGAUCGUGGGCUCGCUAUUACGAUGCUUCAAGCAGGGGGCGUCUGGAUGCUGUGAGUUUUGUUUCUGGUGCUGUGGGUCUCGAAGAUCAGCAGGUCCAACGGCCCCGCCUCCUCAGUAUAUGCCACCGCAGAACAAUCCUCCAAUGGUCAUCUACCAGCCAAUUGCAGAGCCACAAGGCUCACACAAUUACUACAACGAGCGCUCCAAUGAUAGCGUUAAGGAGGUCGAACAAGACUUUGACUUGGAAGCUCAACGACAGCGGGCCAGAGGUGCAGAAUCGCGACCACUGGUAUCAGACGAAGAACACGAAAUGUCGGUGUAUCACCCCCGUACCCAAGCCGCGGCGCAAGCGCCGUACCCAAACGAAAAUACUGGGAACCUCUACUACCAAUCGCCGCAGUACAGGCACGGAAACUAUUAG
Molecule: messenger RNA, 582 nt
Organism: Lachancea nothofagi CBS 11611
Lineage: Eukaryota; Fungi; Ascomycota; Saccharomycetes; Saccharomycetales; Saccharomycetaceae
Source: the annotation of a GenBank genome assembly